CCAACGUCAAAAUCAUAAAUAAUCUUAAUAUACGCAUUUAUUAGUAUUAGAUAGAAAAAUGAACUUUGAACAGAUUGCUAGCGAGAGCACUAACAGCAGUGUCUCAAAAUUUUGGAAAACCAUCGCAAUCUGGAUGAAAAAUCCUCACGUUGUUAAUCGUAGGAUUCUAGGAUCUCGAGAACUAUUAACAAUCCAAGUCAGUUACAAUAUUCUGGAUAUUUUGGAACGCAUUGAGAAGCUCCAUAUCGAAUCUAAUGAUUUCGAGUGUGAUUUAUCUUCAAUAGAUGUAAAAUAUUUAUUAAAUACGUUAAAUAUUACAGAAUAUUGUCAAUUAUUUGAGUGUAAGGAUCUGUUUGAGGUAUCAAACGAUGAUAAAGUAUAUUUAUGUAUAAGAAAACUUCUGCCUCGCAAUACACAGAUCUUCUCUCCUACACUGGAAUUUGUAUUCAUUGACAAGAAAUCUGCCAGCAUUAUUAGUCUCCACAAACGGAUCGUUCUAGAUAAACAGUCUCUGGGUCCGAGUACAGCUUACAGUGUACAGCAUCACGAGUACGACUCUACCUGUAUAAAUGUACAUAAAUUGGACUGCGAUAGUUAUGAUAAAAGUCGCGACUGGUUGAGAUUCAAGUUAUUCCCACGUCUGAUAAAGUGGAUGGAAAGUGAGAGCGAUGUAACCAGUUCGAGAAUCAGUUCUCUCAGUCUCGUCUCCAUCGAGAGGUACACCUUGUUGUAUAACAGUUUGAAAGAGAAGUACGGCGCGAAGAUGGUGAAGAUAUGGCCGGAGAACACAGAUCCAGCCAAGUUUGUUUACGAGGAUAUCGCCAUCGCUACGUACCUGUUGUUACUGUGGGAAAAGGAAAGACUGGAAAAAGGUACCCAGGAGUUGCAGUCAUUCGUCGAUCUUGGUUGCGGUAACGGUCUUCUCGUCCACGUCUUGUCUAGCGAGGGUCACAGAGGAACAGGGAUAGAUUUGCGCAGCAGAAAGAUCUGGAAUCUGUUUCCAGAGAGCACACAUUUGCAAGUCAGCACGAUUGUUCCAUCCUCGGAGACGGUCUUCCCUGGAGUGGACUGGAUCAUAGGGAAUCAUUCGGACGAGCUCACCCCGUGGAUCCCAGUGAUUGCGGCACGCAGUUCCUACGAGUGCCGAUUCUUCCUGUUGCCGUGCUGCGCCUACGAAUUCGAUGGCACGAAAUAUCGACGAUGCAACGCCGGCGAGAGUCAAUAUUCAGAGUACAUGUCUUACGUUAAGAGUGUAUGCGAAGGCUGCGGCUUUUUCACGCAAGUAGAUAGACUGCGAAUUCCGUCGACCAAGCGAACCUGUUUCGUCGGCUGGAAGAGGACUUAUGCGAGAGAGGAUUCUGUGACGCUGGACAUCGACAUUCAGAAAAUCAUCGAUGCCAGGUCAACAGUUGUCACUCGACCUCGGGAAGAGAUUGUAGGAAGCGAGGCAAAGGAAGAUCUUUGGUCUUCGAACUUCAAACCCAGGAGUUCGACUGAACGAACUCGCAACUGUACGCAGCUGGAUAGAAAAUUGGUUCUCGACAUAGUCAAUGUAGUCGCGGAACAUCUUUUGCGCGCUGGUCGCAAGAUAUCGCUGGAACAGAGACCUGGUGAAACGUGGAACGCCGGCGGGCAGAUCGGCAUCGGUGACGUGGCGAAGCUAUUAACACCCGAGAAGCUGCGGCAACUACGAAACGAGUGCGGUGGCUUGCAAACUUUAUUAAGGAAUCAUAAUCAUAUAUUCUGCGUCACCCAAGGACAAGUGCAAUUUAGGAUUCCUGGCAUCAUUGAUAAGAGGAAGAAAGCUAGAAGGAAUAGGAACAGCAAAGCACCAUUAAGAAAAAUUAAGCCUUGCUGGUUUCACAAGAACCAUCCUGAUGGAUGUCCCGCUCUCGACAUCGAUUGUGACUUUCAGCAUUGAAUUUUUUUGUUAUUGCGCGAAGUUGUGUUUUGUACUCUGAAAUUCUAUAUACAUUUAUUUAAGUUUGAGGACAAUAAUUCAUGUAACAAUACGUUUUAUUUUAAAUAAAAGAAAAUAAAUGUCGAUUGUUGCAUAUCAAAGUUGAAAAGAACACAUACGCAACGAUCCCAUGAUGUGGAUUAGCAUUACAAAACAAUGUAACAAUACAAUGUAAACUACUUAAAGAGUAUUAUUACAUCUUGAAUAUAUACCUA
Molecule: messenger RNA, 2175 nt
Organism: Nylanderia fulva
Lineage: Eukaryota; Metazoa; Arthropoda; Insecta; Hymenoptera; Formicidae
Source: RefSeq, a predicted model, not a curated record